GUUUUGUCGACUGGACGUUUCGCCGCAUUAUGUCAGAGAGAGAGAGAGCUUACUUACUUCUCAAAGAAUGAAAAAGUUCAGUCACUCCACCAAAGACUGACAGCUGAGUUUCCAUAACAACAGGGCACUACCUGUCGGCUACCUGUUAAAAGCAGAACUGCAUUCACUCACAGAUUUCAUGCCAUGUCCUGGCUGCAGACCGCAUGUGUCCUGAUGGUGUUAACACGAGUGGCCACACCACGUGGACACGCAGUAACAUUAUUGUUUUGGAAGCAUUAUUAUGUGCGAGACCUGGUCAUGGCAGUGACAUCAGCCCCAGUGACCAGUAGGCACUUCCAUCAGGUCCUCCGUGGACAACAGGCUAUUCAGUACACACGCGGAUGUUCUGUCGGUGGCGAAAUCCAUCUCUAAAUCUUGCUCCACGCCCUUUUGAUGGAACGUUCUCGACUAAACGAGGGUCUGUGUCUGACGCCGGUUUUCAUUUCGACGGAAGUGAAUGUCUGUGGGAGGGGGAAGAAGAAGGAGGUGGCGCCCUUCAUGCUGGUGAUGACGCCGAGUGUCUUGAUGUUAAUGGCGCGAGGUGGAGCGGCGACAUGACAGACAUCAGCCACCUCCACUCGCCCACUUUCACUGAUGAGUGUCUCACCCUGCAUUCAUUACAGGCGACCAUGACAGAGGACCUACACGCUACUCUCAAUAUGCAACUAGUUUUCGUAGGAGUCGUCACAGGGAAACACGAGGAGGACUUUGCUGGUCAGCUCACCGCCAUAUAGGGUCUGCUUGUCCGCGGAGAGCUGAUGGCAUGGUCAGGGCAACGGCAAUGGUCACAACAAAGUCUGCCCUUGUCCGACAACACACCGAUGUAGUGUGAAGGUGGCGGCCGUAGAUACCAGCCGGACAUACCAGGCUACAGACUUGCUGUUCACAUCAUCAGAAGUCUAAAAGCUUGCUGUUCACAGGAUCAGCUUACUAUACUUGGUGACUUUUUCCCAUUGCCUCUUGCAUCUCGGUUCAUAAGCUUGUCUCUGAAGGCCACAGCAGCCGACUAGGCGAUAUUUUUUGUGUGCACGAACUACUGGGUAUUCGGCUAUCCUUCGCCCCCCACCCUCGAAAUUUGAAAAGAGUAGAAUGGCUUGUGUGGCAGGAGAUGAUGCUAGGCAUGGACUUUGUGAAUGUUCUCACCUGACAGAACUGUCUCACCUGGUACAGGGCUGUUUAUGGACUUUGUGAAUGUUCUCACCCGACAGAACUGUCUCACCUGGUACAGGGCAUCAGACAUCACACACGUGUUUCGGUGACGUGCCACACAAUGGGAGGGUUCGGUUCUUCUGACCGUAUACUCAGGUGUGCACCACAACAUUCAUUCGCUAAUUCAGGAAGCGUGCGACAAAACGAGAAGGCAGUUAGAAGGAAAAAAAACAGGACAAACCGGCGAAACUAGAUGAAGAAAAGGGAGUGCCAACAUUCAAAUAGGUGUUGAUUCUUCACAGCAUCGCUGGUCUGCUCAGGAGACUUGUAGUGGUGGUCAGCUGACAGCCGGACGAUGGCGUGUGUCCAGUGCCUGGCCAUUCGCACGGCGGACCCGCGCUCUGUAUGCUGGGCAGGAGGGACGCUCGUUGGUGACGUCACACUUGUACUGUCCGACCCCACGCUUGUUCGAGGUAUCCGUUUGAGCUACAAGUGUGAGGCCUGGGUGGAUAUUUUUGAUGACCGAGAAGAGUGGGAAGACGAUUUGGAUGAUGGGAAGAGGCAAGGAGGGGGUUGCUUCCUGUGUGACGGUGUGGUCCCACCUCGCCACCGAACGGCCAUGGAGAAAUUCCUGGAGACGACCACUAUUCUGUGGGGCACAGAGCCCACCACCUCAUACGGGGAGGUAAUGCCUGCUGGCUGCCACUCCCUGGAGUUCGAGAUCACCAUACCAGACACCCUGCCUGGCUCUUUUGAGGGUCGUUACGGCUUUGUCCGCCACUGGCUGGACUGUGUGGUGGACAGGCCCGGUGCUGCAGAACUGAGGACGUCGCGGGCCCUCUCCGUCAUCUGCGACAGCGACCUCAACAGACAUCCGGCGGUCAUGAAAUCAGUCCGCCACCACGAGCAUGUCGUUCUUUGCUGCGGCUGCUUCCGACCUGACCAGUAUGACGUCAGCUGCCAGCUGCCCUACACAGGCUACGUGCCCGGGGAGACAAUCUUUCCAGACGUCAGGGUCCGCAACUUCACGCGGACUACGAUCCUGCUGACAGUCAGACUUGUGAUGGUGACCACGUAUAGGGCAAAGAACAGGGUCAAGGUUACGAAGAACGUGGUGGUCGAAGAGCAAAAGGACGUGCUCAGGACAGAGGUCACCAGGUGGGAGCCGGCCCUUCAGGUUCCAGCCCUGCCACCUACUGGCUUAGGAGGCUGCCAUGUUAUCGAUGUCCGAUAUUUUCUCCAGGUGGAUGUGUCGUCACGUGGCUGGGGGUGGCAAGGUGUGGCCUUUCAAGACGAGAUUAAAAUCGGAACAAUCCCCCUCCGUCAUGUGGCCAACGUGCGCCAUGCAGAAGUGCGCUUGCCCCUGCAGCUCAUGGCGUCCCACAAGGCCUUGCUUGUCGACCAGCCCGCUUUACGCAUGCUUGCGCAUGCUCCAGUCGGAAACGGAAGUUGCUUGUUAUCAGCAAAGGCUCCGUCUAGUGACGGCAAAGUCACCAGCGACGUUGAGUCCGGCUCACCACUGGCUCACGAGCCUCCACGUGACGUCAUGCUUGUAGAUCCGGGGAGUCGGACGAGGGCUACGUCCAUCAUUUCUACCUCUUCCCACUGGUCUUUCCAUCCCCACACCCCCAUGGGCGUUCCCCGUCUCCAUCCAGGCUUUCUGAAGAAGUUGGCAGGCAAGCGGAAUGGUAAACGUGGCUCCAAAGGCUUUGUACCGAAACUACCAACUAUCUACUCCGUGUGACGCCAGGCCUCGGGCUACACCACGUCCAUACAAGUCGCUUUUAUCUCAUGCUUUGAUGACAGUCCUUCGUUCUACAUUUUGAUGACAAGGCUUCACCUCACUUUAAAUAAACUCCUACGGGAAAA
Pomacea canaliculata is the source of this 3057-nucleotide messenger RNA. RefSeq names its product arrestin domain-containing protein 2-like. Lineage: Eukaryota; Metazoa; Mollusca; Gastropoda; Architaenioglossa; Ampullariidae. The record is from RefSeq and is a predicted model, not a curated record. Gene Ontology annotation, biological process: protein transport. The transcript is spliced from 9 exons. Gene Ontology annotation, cellular component: cytoplasm. The coding region runs from base 1544 to 2932 and encodes 462 amino acids.